This is a messenger RNA of Ceratitis capitata (Mediterranean fruit fly), 2074 nucleotides long. RefSeq names its product serine/threonine-protein kinase rio2 (gene RIOK2). The transcript has 7 exons. Gene Ontology annotation, molecular function: protein serine/threonine kinase activity; ATP binding. The record is from RefSeq and is a predicted model, not a curated record. Lineage: Eukaryota; Metazoa; Arthropoda; Insecta; Diptera; Tephritidae. Gene Ontology annotation, biological process: protein phosphorylation; maturation of SSU-rRNA. The coding region runs from base 118 to 1791 and encodes 557 amino acids. Gene Ontology annotation, cellular component: preribosome, small subunit precursor; cytosol; nucleus.
AUAUUGUAAUUUCGCAUUUGUUUUCCUUCUGAGACAACGUGUUUGGUAGUACACUUUAUUUCGUACGAAAUAUUUUUUUCAUUCCCAUUUUAAGUUGAAAAGAGUGAAACUUAGGAAAUGGGAAAGCUGGAUGUGACUGUGUUGCGUUACCUGACCAAGGAGGACUUUAGGGUGCUUACAGCGAUUGAAAUGGGUAUGAAGAAUCAUGAACUUGUGCCGGGUCAAUUAGCUGCAUCUAUAGCCAAUAUUAAAGCCGGCGGGGUGCACAAAUUGCUCCGAGAGCUUUGCAAACACAAAUUGGUUUCAUAUGAACGUGGAAAGAAAUAUGAUGGCUACCGUCUUACUAAUACUGGUUAUGACUAUUUGGCUUUAAAAUCCUUGACUUUGCGUGGAUCUGUAUCUUCAUUUGGUAACCAAAUUGGUGUAGGUAAAGAGUCAAAUAUAUAUGUAGUCGGUGACGAAGAUGAGAAGCCGAUAUGUUUAAAGCUCCAUCGACUGGGUCGAACUUGUUUUAGAAAUAUCAAAGCGAAACGAGACUAUCAUGGACGUCGACACAAAGCAUCAUGGUUAUAUUUAUCGCGUAUAUCGGCAACGCGUGAAUUUGCCUAUAUGAGUGCUUUACAUGAUCGUGGUUUCCCAGUGCCUAAACCAAUAGACUUCAAUCGUCAUUGCGUGUUAAUGGAGUUGGUCAACGGCUGGCCAAUGACACAAGUUCAGGAGCUGACUGACGUUGAGCAAGUGUAUGACGACCUAAUGAAUUUAAUCGUACGACUUGGUAAUGCAGGCGUCAUUCACGGUGAUUUUAAUGAGUUCAACUUAAUGCUCACAGAUGAUGGAAAUCCAAUUUUAAUUGAUUUUCCUCAAAUGAUGUCAACCUCGCAUGAAAAUGCUGAAUUCUUCUUCGAUCGAGAUGUGAAUUGCGUACGCGAAAUGUUCCGAAGAAAGUUUGGAUACGAAAGUGAAGAGUUUCCAAAAUUUAGUGACCUAAAGCGUGAAGAUGAUUUGGAUGCAGAAGUUCAUUGUACGGGUUACGGUGUUACAAAAGAAAUGGAAAGAGACAUUUUACAGGAAUAUGGCAUGAUCGAAGAAGACGAGGACUGUGAGAGUAAUGUGAGCAAUGACGAAGAUAAAAAUGACACGCAGGAUGAAAAAUAUACCAACGAGGAUAUUAAAGUAUAUCGUCGUCAACUUGAAAAUGAAGUGAGCUUCAGCGAAGCGAGGAGCGCAAAGAAAACCGACGAUUCCAUACGUCGUUAUAUUGAGUCGUGCUCACAAUAUUUGGCAAACAUUAAUAUUACUGCAGAAGCGGAGCAUUCAGAUGAACUGCCGCCCAGAAGCAUCCAAAGUUUAGCAGAUAAUGUAAGCACUGAUAUUCAAAAAAUCUCAUCUCAAGAACAACAAGGAGAUCCCUCACAAAACGAAGCUGUAAUAGAUAAUGAGCCUGAUGUAGCAAUCAGUAACCAUGACUCUGACGCUGUAUCAAUAAGUUCCAACGACUUGGAGACUGAUAAUGUGCCAGAACUCAAUAACUUGGAUCCGAAUUCGCGAAUGUACCGCUUGAAAAUGGUGGAAAAACUUUUGAACGACACACGUAGUCAACGCUCUUAUUCGACCACAGCUAGUACAAUUGCGCCCUCUGUAAUAACAGAUCGCAUUAGAAAAAAUUUGGGCGCAAAAGAAAGACGUGAAAUGCGCAAGCAUUGUGUGGCCAAAGGCGAAGCGAGCGCUGUGCAUAGACAUCGCAAAGAAAAUAAGGAUGUUGUUAAGGAGUAUGCUGGAUGGGAUUUUUAAACAUUUCAGAAAUACUUUUAAAACAUUGGGAGAUAAUAAUUAAGACAAAAUGAUAAAUUAUUGUUUCGAAAGAAUUGCAGCAAUCAAGUAUCUGAAUUAUUUUUAGUGUACAUAUCAUAUAGCAAAUGCAAAUAACGCAUGCAGAAACAUUUGGAUAUAAUUCAAAGUAAGUUUGAUCACUUUCCCUUUGAAAAUAUUAUCAAAUUUAUUACAUUCCUUUAAAACAUGCAAGUUAAUGUGUUAUAUAAUAUUUAAAAACAGUGGCAUUUCAAGUAUUUACAUG